Phlebotomus papatasi is the source of this 579-nucleotide messenger RNA. RefSeq names its product 28S ribosomal protein S2, mitochondrial (gene mRpS2). The transcript has a single exon. Gene Ontology annotation, cellular component: mitochondrial small ribosomal subunit; ribosome. Bases 1 to 579 code for a protein of 192 amino acids. NCBI's taxonomy places the organism in Eukaryota, Metazoa, Arthropoda, Insecta, Diptera, Psychodidae. The record is from RefSeq and is a predicted model, not a curated record. Gene Ontology annotation, biological process: translation. Gene Ontology annotation, molecular function: structural constituent of ribosome.
AUGGAUGAUCGGAUGAAGCCCUAUAUCUAUGGCUCACGUCUGGGACACUUGGUCUUUGAUCUGGACAUUACAGCUCAGCAUUUACGAGAUGCACUGAAUUUUACAGCGCACAUUGCGUACAAUGAUGGCUUGAUAUUGUUCCUCUAUCGGGGAGCUAUGAAUGCCCAUCUGGUGGAGAAGACAGCAAUGGAAUGUGGAGAAUUUUCACAUACACGUUACUGGCGUGGAGGGGUCUUCACCAAUGCCAAAGUGCAAUUUAAGGCAGUUACGAGACUUCCGGAUCUCUGCAUAUUUUUCAAUACACUCAACAAUGUGAUGACCCAGCACACAGCUGUGCGAGAUUCAGCAAAGAUGUCCAUCCCAACAAUUGGCAUUGUCGAUAGCAAUUGCAAUCCAAAUCUCAUAACUUAUCCCGUACCGGGCAAUGAUGAUUCACCAGCGUCAAUUGAGCUGUACUGCAGGGUGUUCAAGGAGGCUAUUCUGCGUGGGAAACAGAAAAGAAAGGAGCACUUGGAGAUACUGCAGCAGCAAGAUGCCCAAGAGGCAAACCGAAUAAAUGAGCUGGAUGAAAAGAAUUAA